AUGGACAUUCCCAACCUUCCCUGCUCACCUCUCCUCGCCCUACCCGCCGAGCUCAUCCAGCAAAUCCUUUCAUCAUUAUCACCACCUGAUCUAUGCCGAGUCUCUCAUACUUGCCGUCUGCUAUGCAACCACGCCAGCGAUGAACGGCUCUGGAAGCCAAUCGUCCUCUCCAACACUCAUUCCGUCAACUUUGAUGCUAAUCCACCGCCUUCAUGGCGGCACCUCUUCGAAACCCAUCACCCCUACUGGUUUUUGCCGCGCCGGAAGCUAUGGUUUGCCGAUACUCCGCACACUGGAAAGCUCGUGCUUGCCCGCUACAACCCCAUUGAAGACUGCAUAGAAGCCCACUCGAUCGUUGCUGAGCGCCUACCAAACACCUUCGAGCUAUGGGAGCACAACCCAGAAGUCAUCAUCCACACAUUCUCGCCCAAAGUCCAACUCGACCGCACCACGACAGUCCUCAAGCUAAACCGCGCAGCCUACAGCCAACCCCCCGACGAGGGCAACCUACUGCAACGCGAGCUUGCCAUGGAAGUCCACAACGAUGCCGCCGGCCACGGCCUCUUCUCGUUGUUCAUGCUGGCUCGACCCGUGCCGUACGACAUCGUCUCGCGCGGCAGCAAGGUGUGGCCGCCGCUGACCAUUCCCGCCCCGGAGCGCACGCGGAACGAAAGCGUCACCCGCUUCCGCGGCACCGGCCACAAGCCGUCGCGCCUUGCCGAGCUCAGCGACACCACCUGGCGGCUGCGCAAGUGGAUGGAGUUCUCGCACCCGCACCCGCUGCAGAACGGCGCCGGCGGCUUCACCACGGCCCGCGUCGGCGAGGACGUGACGACCUUCGCGUCCCUGGACCCGCGCCUGUACAAGCCCACCCCGAAGAAGCCCUGGCGCGGCAUCUGGUGCGGCGACUACGCCGGCCACGGCUGCGAGUUCCUCCUCGUGCUCCAGCCCGAGGACCCUGGCCCGCUGCCCGAGGGUGCUGUCCGCGCGUUGGCGCGCCGCGAUAGCAACGCUAGCACUGCCUCUUCGUCUUCCUCGUCGAUAGCCAGCUGGGCCAGUGUUCAGAGCCACUUGCAGACCAGCGACGAUGACGACGCCGACGAGUUCGUUGACUUGGGGUCCGCGGCGGAGAGCUUGGAGGCCAGCACCGUGACCGUCUUAGAUGGUGAUCAGCAGCAGGAGGACGAGGAGAAAAUACGGGAGAAGAGGCAGAGAGAAGAGGUGUUUUCGGGCAGGAUAGAGGCGGUGAAGCUGACGGGCGAUCCGAACAUUCCGAGGGGGGAGUACACGUUCAUCGCUCCGGAUAUCGGGCCUGAUGGGUUCGUGAGGACGGCGGAAGAGGAGAUCUUCAGGGGUGCGAGGGUGGUGAAGAGUGUCGGGCAUAUUGCUGCUAGGGGCUAUCGGGAUGAUGAGUUCAUUGCUUCACAACUGAUCAUGAUUUCGCAUGAUCGCCUGGCGCAGUACUGGGUUCCGUUCGGACACAUUUCGUUCUAUCAAAGAGUUGAUCUCGACGCGCUCCUGAACUCUUGA
Molecule: messenger RNA, 1530 nt
Organism: Lasiodiplodia theobromae
Lineage: Eukaryota; Fungi; Ascomycota; Dothideomycetes; Botryosphaeriales; Botryosphaeriaceae
Product: F-box domain-containing protein
Exons: 2
Coding region: 1-1530 (509 amino acids)
Molecular function (GO): protein binding
Source: RefSeq, a predicted model, not a curated record